UUCCACCUCUUCUCUUGCAGUCAAGGGAACACCCUGGACAUGGCUUCAGCAAUCCACAUGCCAGGCCCAGUGUGUCUCAUUGAGAACACUAAAGGGCAACUGGCAGCUAAUCAGGAAGCUUUGAAGACCCUGUCUGCCAUUACCCAGCCUGUGGUGGUGGUGGCUAUCGUGGGCCUCUCCCGCACAGGCAAGUCCUACCUGAUGAACAAGCUGGCUGGGAAGAAAAAUGGCUUCUCUCUGGGCUGCACAGUGCAAUCUCACACCAAAGGAAUCUGGAUGUGGUGUGUACCUCAUCCCAGUAAGUCAGACCACACCCUAGUUCUGCUUGACACCGAGGGCCUGGGAGACGUAGAGAAGGGAGACAACCAGAAUGACUCCUGGAUCUUUUCCCUGGCCAUCCUCCUGAGCAGCACCUUCGUGUACAACAGCAUGGGAAUCAUCAACCAACAGGCCAUGGACCAACUGCACUAUGUGACAGAGCUGACAGAUCAAAUCAGGGCAAAAUCCUCACUUGAUGCGAUUGAGGGGGAAGAUUCAGUUGAAUUCGUGAGCUUCUUCCCAGACUUUGUGUGGACACUGAGAGAUGUGACCCUGAAGCUGGAGGUGGAUGGACAGUCCCUCACACCAGAUGAGUACCUGGAGAACUCCUUGAAGUUAAAACAAGGGAACAGUGAAAAAGAUAAAAUCUAUAACCUGCCCAGACUCUGCAUUCGAAAGUUCUUCCCAAAGAAGAAAUGCUUUGUCUUCUACCCACCCACUGACUGGAAGAAGCUUGACCAGCUUGAAACACUACGGGAUGGUGAACUGGAUUGUGAUUUUGUGCAACAAGUGGAAAAAUUCUGUUGCUACACCUUCAGUCAUUCUAAGACUAAAACUCUUCCUGGAGGCAUCAAGGUUGAUGGACCUCGUCUACAGAGCCUUGUGCUGACCUAUGUCAGUGCCAUCAACAGUGGAGAUGUGCCCUGCAUGGAGAACGCAGUCCUGGCCUUGGCCCAGACAGAGAACUCAGCCGCAGUGCAAAAGGCCAUUGCCCACUAUGAGCAGCAGAUGAAGAAGGUGGAGCUGCCCACAGAGACCCUCCAGGAGCUGUUGGACCUGCACAGUGCCAGUGAGAAGGAAGCCACUGAAAUCUUCAGCAAGAGUUCCUUCAGAGAUGUCAACCAUAUAUUUCAAAUGGAAUUAGUGUGUCAACUAGAGAAAAGGCAGAAAGAUUUUUGUAAACAGAAUCAGGAAGCAUCAUCAGAUCGUUGCCAGGCUUUAAUUCAGCGUAUUUUCAGUCCUCUGGAAGAAGAAUUGACCCAGGGGAGUUAUUUAAAGCCAGGGGUGAAGCUUAUGAAAGCUGAAUCUGAACAGACUGCAGCAAAAAUGGAGGACAUGAAAACAAAGUAUGAGCAGAUGUUGGAAGAGAAAGAGAAGAAUCAUCAGGAAAAUGUGACACGUUUGGCUGAGCAAUUAGAAAAAGAUAGAGCCAAUAUAAUGGCAGAGCAAGAAAGGAUUCUGACUCAUAAACUUCAGGAACAAGAACGACAUUUCGAUGAUGAAAUUACAGAAGAGAGAAGAAAAUAUCAGAAAGAAAUCCAGGAUAUGGAGAUGAGAAACAGAGAAAUGAACCUAUCAUUGAAAGAGGCAAUAACUUACUCUUCACAGCGUGAAGCCGAAAUGGCGGUGGAAAUGGAAAGGAAGUGUGAGCAGAUGAUGGAACAGAAAGAGAAGAGCUAUCAGGAACAUAUGACACAACUGACGGAAAAGAUGGAGAAGGAAAAGGCCCAGUUACUGAAAGAGCAUGAAAACAUUAUAGCUUGUCAACUUGAGGAUCAGGAAAAACGUUUCAAUAAGAGAAUCAAGGAAAUAAACAUUGAACAUCAGCAAGAAAUACAGAAUAUCAAAAAGCAAGCUGAUCAGUCAUUUUGUUCCUUGAUGUGA
Messenger RNA from Microcebus murinus (gray mouse lemur), 1923 nucleotides. NCBI's taxonomy places the organism in Eukaryota, Metazoa, Chordata, Mammalia, Primates, Cheirogaleidae. The record is from RefSeq and is a predicted model, not a curated record.